This is a messenger RNA of Tribolium castaneum (red flour beetle), 5748 nucleotides long. RefSeq lists its product as uncharacterized. Gene Ontology annotation, cellular component: nucleus; cytoplasm. The transcript has 11 exons. The coding region runs from base 1 to 2595 and encodes 864 amino acids. Gene Ontology annotation, molecular function: poly(ADP-ribose) glycohydrolase activity. Lineage: Eukaryota; Metazoa; Arthropoda; Insecta; Coleoptera; Tenebrionidae. The record is from RefSeq and is a predicted model, not a curated record. Gene Ontology annotation, biological process: carbohydrate metabolic process; nucleotide-sugar metabolic process; regulation of DNA repair.
AUGGCUUUAGUUAUGCUUCCCUGUGAUUUACCUUGGUGGGACUCGGUGAAGAAACACCUGAAACGAAUAGCAAACACCAAAAACACGCUGGAACUGAUCGAAGGCAUGCAAAAAAUUCACGACAUGUGCAACGUUAGUCUGGACCCUGAAGAAGACACCAAUGAUCCUGACCUCUUCGUCGGCCUUUUGAAUUUUCUAGAUAACGAUCUUACCAGUGAGGAAAGAAGCAAUUUCUUAAAUAAGACGUUGCCAAACAUCGUAAAACGGGCUUUAAAGUUAAAGGAUCACAAACCGAAGGAUGGCCUACAUUUCAGUCUGCAACAGCAAUCGGAUUGUACCGAACUGCAAUACUCAUUUGUAGCGUCUCUGAUAGCCAAUGCCUUCUUUUCUACAUUUCCGAAACGGUCCGAAAGGACUCACCCCACGUUGCAGAAUUUUAAUUUCACUCAUUUUUUCAAACAUCUAGAUCAAAACGUCCAAAAAGCAAAACUUAGGAGUAUUUUGUGUUAUUUCGACUGGGUAGAAAAUAGUGACAAUGGGUGCCUUAAAGUAUCACGUCAGGUAAUGACAAGUAAAGAAUGGUUGACAAUCGAAGACUGGUUAGAAUGUAGUCUCCCUUUAUGCCCUUUGCAAAUCCGCCACGAGGGCAAACUGGAACGAAGUGAGCCGGACUCGAUCCAAAUCUGUUUUGCCAGCUCAAAAAUCGGCGGAAAAGUCUUAGAUGAUGGCAAUACUCAGGAAUGUAUAAAUCUAGUCACUUACCCCGAACUACUAACCGUUCUACUAAACGUAGAAGCCCUAGAAGAUAACGAGGUGCUAACUGUAGAAAAAAUUAGACACAUUUCCCGAAUAGUUGAUCCGAAAAAUCGGGCUUCGCUCGAGAAACUCCAAGUUCCGCAAGAGAUGACAGUCUGCUGUGUAGACGCCGACGAUUACAAAAAACUGCCAAUCGGGCAGUUUGAAGAAGACAAUAUUCUGCGAGAACUCAACAAGUGUCUUUUAGCCUUCCAGCAGAAGCAGUUCCGCACAAACGAGCCCCAAAAUUUGCACACGAGUCGACAGAGGCGGCUUUCGCCCAUUGGGGAGUCGGUUGGCUCUACCCAGUCCGAUCCAGCAAUUCCUCUCAUAACGCAGCAGUCUUGCAGCACAAAUCGGAGCACCUCUCCGCCCUCGUUUUGCGAUAAUAACAACGUUUCGAAUACGCUUCGAGUCCAGCUCGAAGUCGAGCGAAAUUUGCAGAAAAAGGGACAAAUUAACAACGAAAUGCUAGUGAACAACCGACGGGGUAGGUUCAUUGUGUUGGGGUCCUCCGGGGAAUGUCUUCCAGUGACGAGAAAACCGGUGGAUUCGCCUCCGAAAAGUGUUUAUUCCAGCUGUGAAUCCAGCGAAGAGGAGUUUCUUAGUGCCAAGACGAGUCUAGACGAUGGAAGCGAAGACGAAAAUUUUCACAAGAGGUACAGUAUCGAUCUGGAGACUCCCGAGAGGCGUCACACUUUUGCGCAGAGACUCAGAGAUGCGUUAAGGAGAGAGGUUUCAGACACUUUCAGCAGCUCAUCUGAGUCGAGUUAUGCUGUGGGGAUUUCAGUGGCCGGCUCAGACGUGCAAGAUAAGCAAAUUAAGGUCCGACGUGGAGGUUCCACCGGGUUUGCGCUCAAGGAGGACUCCCUGGAUGAAAAUUUCCUUCAAGACUCGUUGCAACAAGAAAAGCAAUGGAUCGACAAAUUCAAAAACAAACAAUCCGUUCUGAGCCGAAAAGAGUCAAACAAGUCGUCCGAAUACAGUUUUAGUACCGAAUACAGUUCCGAAUUGGAAGAAGUUUACGAACAGUUCUCGCGUUGGCUCCAAAACCCGAUCUUGGAAACGGAAAAAGGAACUAAGAAGGAGUUGGAAGGUCGCGAUCUGGCUGUGGUGCAAUUCGCUGGAUCGUUAUUAAAACGUACUCUCAGUGAAUCCUUCGCUGGGGUUCCAGUACCACUUGCAGAAAGCGCUGAUGCGACACGAAACCUCGAUUUCAACCCAGUUAAGAAAAAUAAGCUAGUGCUCAGUGCAAAAUCGCUCAGUUUGGAGCUGGCGCGACAAAAACACAAACUAGCGGCUCAAUUAAUGAGUAAAGAGCCCUUAACAAAAGAACCGGUUUUGAGUGAAUGUAAUUUAACAAGUAAAAAGCGUAGAGCUUGGUUUAUAUCUUGCGUAAAUGAAGCCAUCGUCCAAACUUUAGAAGAGAUUUCCUGUAGCGUUAGUUUACCCAAAGAAAAACAGAUUUCUCAGCUAACGCAGAGGUCGGAAAAUGGGCUAAAACCAGUCGCGACAGGAAAUUGGGGUUGUGGCUCCUCCAAGUGUGGAGAUGUGCAACUAAAAGUGAUAAUCCAAUGGUUGGCGGCAAGUGUGGCGGGAAUCCCCUGCCUUAAAUACUACACUUGUGGUCAUCAGAAAUUGACAAAAUUGGAUACAGUGUGCCGAAUACUCGUUGAUAGGAAAUGGACUGUUAAGGAUCUUGCUCAAGCUACACUUAGGUACGCAAAUCAAGUGCUCCACGGACGUGAAGUCAGUGGAACACUUUUUGAGGAGUUAAUCGGUAUAGAACGGACGGUUUGAGGAUGUCUAGUCACACUUCAGUUAUUAGCAAACACAUUCUUAUAACUUUUUUACUUUAGAUAAAGUGAGCUUCCGCUUGUUUCAAUGUACUUGUUUUGAUAAAAAUGUGUAAGGCUGUUCUGCUCAAACCCCACAUUAGAAUAUUGUGAGUUGUAAUAACGAAAAUAUAUGAAAAUUUGUGUACAACCAUAAUCCAUUAGAUCCUACUCAGUGAGCAUAGUUUUAAUAUAUUUUUUCAUUUUCAAAUAUUUUGAAAUUGUAUAGUGAUAUUUGAAAGACAAAGCUUAAAUUUUUCCUUUGGUGUUUAAAUUUCCAAAAACUAACUCAAUUUUUCCAAAUGAAAUACAAUCACUUUAGUUCACUAAUAAAUGGAAGAGGAUUUAAUUUUUUUUCAAUAUGUAUUUACAUUUCUACCCCUAAAACAACGUGUAAUAGAGUUCAAAUUAUUUUAACUUUUUGUAGGCACUGACAAACUCAUUAUAAAAAGAAGCCAUAGAGUCUUCGCUUUUGUUCUAUUCACAAAGCUUGACAUGGAUUAAAGGUUAACAACGCGAAUGAACCCACGAAAUUGGUUCAAUUUGGUCAUAUGAUCAGUUAAUCAGUUAAUCACUCAUUUAUUAUAUUAAGGAUUAAAUUAUUUUAAUGACGCUUCUAUAAACCGAACCCAAGCUUUAACUUUCAAUGAUCAAAAAGAUUUUAAAAUAUUUAAAAAUAAUAAAGAUAUCAGUUUUUGAGGGGGAAGGAGCAAACCCCAAAAAUCAAAAAGUGUAAAUACUUGAAAAUCGGCUAAAUUACGUAUAGGGAUCGCUUAUGGAAAGGUAUUUGAGAACCUAAUCAAGAAUUCAUUAAAACGCAUAACUUCCUAUUUAAAAUAAAUAAAUACAAAAGGAUUAGAAAGUCCUUCUAUCAAGUAGGCUUAUCACUUGAGAACGUGUGUCCGCUGUCAUGUAUUAAUUCAGCCUGAUGUCAAAAUUUAAACUAAAAUUACUUCAAACGUAAAGUUAAGAUGCCGUGAAUCGUUAACACAAAUAACACCCGAACGCUACACGACUCCUUAAUAGUGUAUAUAGGGCAAAACUGGAUUCCAACCAUAAUUUAAUUUGCUAAUUCAUUUGACAUUUUUCCUUUGACAUUUGGCUUGAGGUCCGCAGACAUACGUCCUUUAAUUUCUAAGCUUACUUGAUAGAAGGACUUUUUGAUCGCUUUGUACAGUGCGUUCAAGAAUGAUUGUUCAUCAAGUCACCUAUGAAAUUUGAACGUAGUGUGCCGCUUAAUUCAAAUUGUGAAGCCGUCAAAGUGACAGAGUCGUCAAAAUAAUACAAAAGGUUUCGAAUCUAAAAACUAAAGAAUACAGAACAACAAAAAUCACGGAAAUAUAAAACACAAAUCAAGACAAACCUUAGACUUGUAACAACUUUGCCGAUAAAUGCAAAAAAGUGAGUAAAAAGCUAAUUCAAAGAUCUGACAGAGAAACUACAAAAGUCAUUUUGACAAAGCGCACACUGAAUUUGAAUUCAAUUGCUAUUCUUGAACACAUUGUAUAAAAUAAAAUAAAUUUAAAUGGCGGUGUCUCUCUAUUAGGAAAGAAAUUUUUCAAAUUUUUUUUCCAAUGUGAACUUUUUAAUAAAGUUCUACCAGACUAGACGUUUACGCCAAAAACUACUCUCAAAAUCUGACAAUUUUCUAAAUUAAAAAUUGUUCGUUUUUGACUUUGAUAGGUUUCAAAGAAUUAUUAUUUUUAGAUGUUUUAAACCACCAUUUGAACUAAAAUUUUCGGAUAUCGUAGAUUAUUGUAUGAUUAAUAAUAAGCUAUUGUUAAAAAACCUUAUAGUUUUUAAAAGAAAUUGAAUUAACUGAACCAUUCAUUUGUUCAUAUCAGAGUUUUCUCAAACAUUCCGAUUUUUUUCAUCAGUUUGCAAUAUCAAAAUGCAAAAUUUUAAAAAAGGAAUUUCUGAAGUGGACUGGUGUAGUUCCAAACAAAAUUUUAAAAAGUGUAAAUAUCUCAAGAACGGCUAAACUGAGGUAUAGAUAUAGCUGAUAAAAACUUCAUCCGUAAUCCAAAAGUGCAAUAGUCAGUUUUCCAUUUAAAAUAAAUAUUUAAAUAACAUAUACAGAAUGUCUCAAAAUUGACGACCGUGCGCUGGGAAUUUGACUUAGGUAGUAUUAACUACCUAGUAUUAGGUAUUAACUACCUAGAUUGUAUUAACAAAUCGAAAGUUAAGAGUAAAAAAAAAUCCAAUUGCCUUUAGUUUUCGAGUUAUUGAGAAAAAUGUAAAUAAUAAGCUUAUUAUGUCUUACCAAUUAUUUGUGGAACAUAAUUCAUUAGUUGACGUUAGCGAUGUUAAAAUUCUUUGAAUCACUCUGUCUAGUGAGGAGUAUUAUUAAUUUCUUUCGGUUUUGUAUGUUUAAAAUGAUACGAUACUACUACAUUAUUACAUUCGAGAUUUGUCGAUUGUUAAAAGCUCGGUUACAGGUGUGUAUUAUGGCAAUGCCGCUGCAGAGGCUAGGGCAUAUACGGAAAAGUUUCUAAAUCGCAUUGUAGCUUAUUUUGUGACAACAAAUUUAGUAAAUUCGCUUUUAAUAAAAUUUAAUAUCUAAAUUUUAGUUUCUUAUCAAUAACUCGAUAACGAAGGACAAUCAGACAAUUUUCCAGCUUUCGAUUUGUUUUAGUUUUCUGAAGCAAACCCUAAAAGCACGGGCGUCAAUUUUGAGACACCCUGUAUACAUAUGAUUUUCCGAUAAAGCCAAAGGGCCGCCAUCUUGAAAAUAUUUUUGUUGGAGAGGAACUAACAGAUUAUCAUUGUGUAAAAAAACCACUUCUAUACUAAUGUGGGGUUUAGAAGCAGCAGUUAGCAAAUAUUUUGUAAAAACAGGGAGAUUUUUUGUGUAUUCACCGUGUUGUGUUAAUAACAGUUAUUUAAAAAUUGCUUCUGUGAUAAAAAUCACAAACAUCUCUCUGUACCGCACACAAUCACCACUCAAGUGAAGAAGAAAUUACAAACUGUAGUCUUCCCAAAAUUUUUAUACAAGUAUCAUUGCCUUUUAUAAGCUCUUUUGAUAAAAAUUGCCGCAAAAUACAAUAAAAGACAAUUUGUAAUAUGGAAGGAUUGUUUAAUAGAAACUUUAAUACAGAACUGAGGGUUAUAAAUAAAA